AAUCUACUGAACUUACCUGUUCAUCAUGAUGAAGCUGCUUCUUUCUCUGACUCUCAUCUGGGCGCUCUCCAGCACAGGUGAAGCACUUGUGUGUGAAACUUGUAUGAAUGUUACCUGUUCAGCCACAGCAGCAGUUACAUGUCCCACAGGCACGAUGUGUAUCACAGCUUCCAUUCAAGCCGUUUCAUCUGGGACUCCUGGACAGCAAAUCUACAAGGCCUGUGCCCCCCCCUCCCUGUGUCCAGCCACUGGCUCUCAGACAUUUUCAGUUAACUUGGGUGUUUCCAGUGCACUUGCAAGUGCUACAUGCUGCAACACAGACAGCUGCAACUCCAACACUCUGCCUUUCCCUGUGGUUCCAGCAGUUAACAGUCUACAGUGUCACGUUUGUAACCCCGUCACCUCUGAUUGCAGCUCUUCAGUACAAUGUAAGGGAACAGAGGAUCUCUGCUUUCAAGCCAGUGUGACAAAUGCGGGCGGCACUUCUCCAGCUUUUGGCUGUGCAUCUACAAAUCUGUGUGCAGCUGCUACCAGCCUGGGGUCACUGCCUUUCAUGCAAAGUGUUGGUACCAUUACCAGUGGACCAGCCUGUUGUGGGACUAGUUUGUGUAACACUCUCACUACAACAAUGACUACCACUACCCCAACUACAACCAACAUCUGCCCCAACUAUAGCAACCACUGUCCCAAUUACUGCAACCACUUCCCCAACUACAACUACCACUACCCGAACUACAACAACUAUUGCCCCUACAACAACAACCACUGCCCCAAAAAUACCAGCCACUGCCCCAACAACAACCACAACAUCUGCCCCAACUAUAGCAACCACUGUCCCAAUUACUGCAACCACUUCCCCAACUACAACUUCCACUACCCGAACUACAACAACUACUGCCCCUACAACAACAACCACUGCCCCAAAAAUACCAGCCACUGCCCCAACAACAACCAGUGCCCCAACAACAACCAAUUGACCUGUUUUGAGUGCCAGAGCUCCGGGGUGACGGAGCUCCGUCACCCCAGAGCUCUGGCGCCAGCUCCAACGCUGGCUCGUGAGCUAACGCCGGAGAUCUGGAGCUAA
Molecule: messenger RNA, 1084 nt
Organism: Pleuronectes platessa (European plaice)
Lineage: Eukaryota; Metazoa; Chordata; Actinopteri; Pleuronectiformes; Pleuronectidae
Product: homeobox protein 2-like
Exons: 8
Coding region: 26-1084 (352 amino acids)
Source: RefSeq, a predicted model, not a curated record